This is a messenger RNA of Paecilomyces variotii, 1201 nucleotides long. Its product is annotated as S-adenosyl-L-methionine-dependent methyltransferase. Gene Ontology annotation, molecular function: methyltransferase activity. The record is from RefSeq and is a predicted model, not a curated record. Bases 104 to 1075 code for a protein of 323 amino acids. NCBI's taxonomy places the organism in Eukaryota, Fungi, Ascomycota, Eurotiomycetes, Eurotiales, Thermoascaceae. The transcript has a single exon.
GGAUCUUUUUAUAGAGAAUAAAUAAAUUACAUCUGUUCUACCCCUCAGCCUGUAUCCUUUGUCAUCUCAAUUUCUCCGAAAACGGGUACAAAAGUCCCAAGAGAUGGCCGCACCGUUCUACGGACCGGUUGAGGUUGAUCUAGCCGCAACAGACAACGAUUCCGCCUACGGUGAAGAACUAUCCUCCUAUACCGAAUCACUGAGGUCAACUGUUCUGAGUUAUCGCCAAGAAAAUGGAAGAUUAUAUCAAGGAUACGGUGAUGGCACUUAUCUGAUGCCCAUUGACGAGCCCGAACUGUGCCGAUUGGAUCUAAUGCAUGAAAUGAUGCUGGAACUUAUGGGCAGGAGACUAUACCACGCUCCCAUCGGUGAAACACCGCGGGAUAUCCUGGAUCUUGGCACGGGAACUGGUAUCUGGGCGAUUGAUAUCGCCGAUAAAUUUCCCUCUGCUGUGGUUACCGGGGUCGAUCUUAGUCCAUCGCAGCCGGCCUUCGUCCCACCAAAUCUCCGUUUCAUCGUGGAGGAUAUAGAAGACGAGUGGGAACACAGUCGUCUCUUCGAUUUUAUCCACGCACGCUACCUCGCGUUGUCUAUCAAGGACUUCCCUGCACUUAUACACCGAUGCUAUAACCACACUGCGCCGGGAGGAUGGGUCGAGUUUCACGAUUGGUCUUUCAACCAGAUCUCUCAAGACGGGAGCACGAACGGUACUGCACUGGAGCAGUACUACAGAGUCACAACUGAGGCCUAUGCAAAGGCUGGAUAUACCGUCAGUCCAGGGCCGCAAUUAGAGCAAUGGUUUUACCAGGCUGGUUUCCAAGAUAUCCAUGUCCAGAAAUAUGUAAUCCCCAUGGGCACAUGGCCAAAGAAUGAGCACUUGAAGAGCAUAGGUGCUUGGAACGCCUUUCAAGCACAAUCAGGAUUUGAGGCCGCUGCUAUAGCAGUUAUGACUCGGUUCGAAUCAUGGGGUCCCGCCCAGGUGAAGGACCUCGUCCAGAGGACUUUGGACGAUGUGCGGAAUCGGUCCAUCCAUGCGAUCUUCGACUUUUACGUAGUCUGGGGCCGGAAACCGUGAUGAAAAUGUCUCGAGCAGAUGGAUCAUAUGAGCGUCAGAUGUUUUAUGCAAAGACGGACCACAAGGGAGUUUGUUGAAUUGGAGGAUACCCAUUUCGAUCGUGAGUUAGUGGUUUAAAUAGUUCUU